AUGAGAGAGCUGAGACCGCAGCCACAGUCCGACCAGGGCUCUGAGCCUCACCUCCCGUACUUGCUGCUCCUUAUCCUCUUCCCGGGCCUGGAUGUGCUCCACCGCCCUCGCUGCCGCCUCCCUGCCGCCCAGUCGCCUGCCGAGGAGGACAUGGCUGCUCACGUGGGAGCAUCCCGAACGCCUCAGGAGGUGAUGGAACACUAUGUGAGCAUGUAUAUCCAUGGCAACCUGGGAAAAGCCUGCAUCCCUGACACUAUUCCCAACAGAGUAACGGAUCACACGUGUCCCAGCGGCGGCCCGCUUUCUCCUAGCUUGACCACGCCACUCCCACCGUUGGAUAUAUCGGUGGCUGAGCAGCAGCAGCUGGGAUACAUGCCGCUUCGGGAUGACUACGAGAUCGAAUACGAUCAAGAUGCGGAGACGCUGAUCAGUGGCCUUUCGGUGAACUAUGACGAUGAUGAUGUGGAAAUAGAGUUAAAAAGAGCUCACGUAGACAUGUAUGUAAGGAAACUGAAGGAGAGGCAACGGCGGAAGAAUAUCGCACGAGACUAUAACUUGGUACCAGCCUUCCUGGGGAAGGAUAAAAAGGACAAGGAGAAAACUCCUAAACGGAAGAUCACAAAAGAAGAGAAGGAGUUGAGGCUGAAACUGAGGCCUCUGUACCAGUUCAUGUCUUGUAAGGAGUUUGAAGACUUCUUUGAGAACAUGCACAAGGAGAGGAUACUUCGAGCAAAGAUUCGGGAGCUGCAGCGGUAUCGUCGAAAUGGAAUCACCAAAAUGGAAGAGUCGGCAGAAUACGAGGCAGCCAGGCAUAAACGGGAAAAGAGGAAGGAGAACAAAAAUAUAGCUAGUUCCAAGAGAGGGAAAGAAGACGGUAAAGAGGGUGAAUUUGCUGCCAUUGAAAACCUGCCUGGCUUUGAACUCUUAUCGGACCGGGAAAAGGUGCUCUGCAGCUCUCUAAAUUUGAGUCCUGCACGUUAUGUGACUGUAAAAACUAUAAUCAUUAAAGACCAUCUCCAAAAAAGACAAGGAAUUCCUUCAAAGAGUCGCCUUCCCAGUUACUUGGAUAAGGUACUGAAGAAAAGGAUUUUAAACUUUCUCACAGAAAGUGGUUGGAUAUCCAGGGAUGCUUCAUGA
This is a messenger RNA of Charadrius vociferus (killdeer), 1137 nucleotides long. It is a transcript of the gene TADA2B, whose product is annotated as transcriptional adaptor 2B. Gene Ontology annotation, biological process: chromatin remodeling; regulation of transcription by RNA polymerase II. Bases 1 to 1137 code for a protein of 378 amino acids. The record is from RefSeq and is a predicted model, not a curated record. Gene Ontology annotation, molecular function: transcription coactivator activity; chromatin binding. Gene Ontology annotation, cellular component: nucleus; SAGA-type complex. The transcript has 2 exons. Lineage: Eukaryota; Metazoa; Chordata; Aves; Charadriiformes; Charadriidae.